Messenger RNA from Carya illinoinensis, 537 nucleotides. RefSeq lists its product as uncharacterized. Lineage: Eukaryota; Viridiplantae; Streptophyta; Magnoliopsida; Fagales; Juglandaceae. The record is from RefSeq and is a predicted model, not a curated record. Bases 1 to 537 code for a protein of 178 amino acids. The transcript has 2 exons.
AUGAAGGAAUUAGAAGAUGCAAAAGAUUAUUACUUCAGAUUGAUUGAAAUUGUCAAUCAAAUGCAUGCCUAUGGUGAAAAAGUUGCUAAUCAAAGAAUUGGUCAAAAAGUUUUGAUAAGUCUCUCAGAAAAAUAUGAUCAUAUUGUUGCUGCAAUUGAAGAAUCAAGGGAUCUACAAACCUUGACUAUUACAGAAUUGAUGGGAUCAUGGCAAGUUUACGAACAAAGAGUUGCUAGAAGAAGCGAUGGCUCACUGGAGCAUGCUUUCCAAUCCAAGACUCUUACAAAGGAUGAAGAUUUAUGUUUUAUUGAUAGUGGUUGCAGCAACCACAUGGCAUCAGAUGAAAGUAUUUUUACUGAUCUGGAUUCCUCUAUCAAAACUAAAGUUAAGAUGGGCAAUAGAGAUUUAGUUGAAUCUAGAGGCAAAGGUACAGUGGCUAUCUCAACAAAGAAAGGUACAAGGUUCAUUAAAGAUGUUUUGCUUGUUCCUAGUCUUGAUCAAAAUUUGGAUGAUGAAUGGUUAUUCUUUAUACUCUGA